This is a messenger RNA of Suillus subalutaceus, 934 nucleotides long. RefSeq lists its product as uncharacterized. The transcript is spliced from 7 exons. NCBI's taxonomy places the organism in Eukaryota, Fungi, Basidiomycota, Agaricomycetes, Boletales, Suillaceae. Bases 112 to 804 code for a protein of 230 amino acids. The record is from RefSeq and is a predicted model, not a curated record.
AUUCUUGCGAUUAGCAUCGGCAUACUAUUAUAUGUUCCGACAAUCUCGGGGACAGAUGUAGUGAGUAUUGUCCAACAAUGACAGCCAUGUUCGUCCAAUUAAUGAAUUCCAAUGCAGAGGAUUUUGUCAGGCCUGGUCAUGCAUGCUGCACUAGAUUGGAUAAGCAUGGUCGGAAAUGUAAUGCUGGGUGUUGUCGUGAUAGCUCGCUUACAUGCCAUGUAUCAGCAAUCCAGAAGGGUGCUGGCAUUUCUGGUUGUCAUCUUCCUGGCUAUCAACGUAUAUAAUGGAGUAAUGACCGCACUCGCAAUGAGGGAUGUUUCAGGGGAGGAGCUCAUUCUCUCCGGCACCUAUCAGUGUGACCUUAUUUAUGAGGGAGAUGGCGUACUUGUGUGCACCAUCAUUUGGACACUUGGCACUGUGUGGCAUGUUCUUGCACUGUGUCUCGCAGUUUGGAUUACUGUAAAACACUUCCGUGAACUGCAACGAUAUUCGGCAGGAGGGUUUAUUGAGGACUGUUUCACGGUGUUAAUGAAAACUCACUUAAUUUACUUUGCAACCUUUUUUGCUAUUUCUUGUUUUGCGCUCAGUAGUUUGUUUUCAAUCAUGUCAGCGGACACAUCUUCCCUGGAAUUUCGGAUGUACCUUUGUAUUUGCCAAAUUUCCUUGCUCGUGCACAUCUUUGUGCUAGGACCACGCCUGAUCCUUAGCGUUCGAGAACAUAACGCUAAGCUCGUGGGUGACUGGCAUUCAGCAACCGGCAUGACGUCAAUUGCUUUCCCGCAUAUUUCAACCAGCAGUGUGUAGCAUGGGAAACGUUCGUUCUGAUUAACAGUUGUUGGGUACUCUGCAGGGAGCGGCAGAAUGUGUUUUCUUCAAGUUUCAUCGUAGUACUGUAUGUGUUCGAAAGUAGAUUUGAAAGACAAAUAGGUUAGAC